Molecule: messenger RNA, 795 nt
Organism: Aspergillus oryzae RIB40
Lineage: Eukaryota; Fungi; Ascomycota; Eurotiomycetes; Eurotiales; Aspergillaceae
Product: putative proline oxidase Put1
Exons: 1
Coding region: 1-795 (264 amino acids)
Cellular component (GO): mitochondrion
Molecular function (GO): proline dehydrogenase activity; FAD binding
Source: RefSeq, a predicted model, not a curated record
AUGAAGCCGAAGGUAUUCUGGCCCAGAAAGCCAGAAACGUUCUAUUCCGCGUCCAAACCGCUGGCCGAUGCUGCGUCGCCCGCUCACAAUGCGGCCCUCCAUUCGUCGCCUGCCCAGAAGAGGGCGCCUCUCGCGGACUUACCGACGAAGACACUUCUGCGCUCUUUAUUCCUGACGUCAGCGAUGGCGUCGCCGCUUUUGAAACCCUCUAUAGCGGUGCUGAAAUAUGUGGUGGAUUCAAAGUCGCCCCUGCUUAGUCCCUCUAAGAACCCUAUCAUGAACUACAUACUCCGCGCAACAAUCUACAACCACUUCUGCGCGGGUGUUAAUGAGACAGAAGUCCGCAAAACAGUCCAGGAGAUGAAGACUCUGGGCUUCAAGGGCGUCAUCCUCGGAUAUGCGCGGGAAUCCGUCGCAAAGGUCGACGCAGCCGGCUCCCACGUGGAGGAAUGGAAGAAUGCACAAGCCAUCGAAGACCGUGCAGUGGACGAAUGGAAAGAGGGCAACUUACGGACACUCAGAAUGGUCGGAAAAGGAGAUUACAUGAAUAUCAAGUAUGACCGAACCAAAAUAAAAUGUGAUACGCAACGUAUGCUAACACGAUUAGAUUCACCGGCGCCGGCCCUGCAGCCGUUGAAGCACUCGCUCGCGGUGACCCCGUCCCACCACCACGCAUCAAGCAAGCUAUUACAGAAAUCUGUGAAGCAACUGCAGCCCAGGGAUCCCGGUUCUGGAUCGACGCCGAGCAACAGAUCUUCCAACCAGCCAUUGACGCCUGGACGAUCGAUCUCAUGA